CUAUCUUCACAUCUUCACCACACAUUAACGAACUUCCAUAACUCCACGCACGCCCUUAACCUGAAACUUGAGACCCUUCCCUCACUCACUCACUCACUCACUCACUCAUUCAUUCAUUCAUUCAUUCCCUGUUUCCUCUGUAACAUCCUCGUCCUGUUUCCGAAACCUAGAACCAUGUUUCUCAGAGCUGCUUCCUCUUUCUCUCUCCUCAACGUCAAUGGCGAUCACUUGCUCCCGCUGUUCAACUCUUCUUCGUUGCCCUCUGUUGUUGGCUACUCUCACGGAAAAAGUGGGAACAGCUUGGUUACCUGUGCCACCAAGGACUCCAAUAACCGUCCCUUAACCGGCGUCGUUUUUGAACCCUUUGAAGAAGUGAAGAAGGAGCUCGACCUUGUUCCCACCAUCCCACAAGCUUCCAUUGCUCGCCAGAAGUACACUGAUGAGUGUGAAGCUGCUAUUAACGAACAGAUCAAUGUGGAGUACAAUGUUUCGUACGUUUAUCAUGCGAUGUUUGCCUACUUUGAUAGGGACAAUGUUGCGCUGAAGGGUCUUGCUAAGUUUUUCAAGGAGUCAAGCGAGGAGGAAAGGGAGCAUGCUGAGAAAUUGAUGGAAUAUCAGAACAUACGGGGUGGAAAAGUGAAGUUGCAAGCUAUAGUGAUGCCAGUCUCUGAGUUUGAUCAUGUGGAAAAGGGCGAUGCACUAUAUGCAAUGGAACUUGCCCUUUCAUUGGAGAAGCUAACAAAUGAAAAACUGCUUAACUUGCACAGUGUUGCCUCAAAGAAUGAUGAUGUGCAGUUGGCAGAUUUUAUUGAAAGCGAGUUUUUGGGUGAACAGGUGGAAGCCAUUAAAAGAAUUUCCGAGUAUGUUGCUCAGCUCAGAAGAGUUGGCAAAGGACAUGGUGUGUGGCACUUCGAUCAGAUGCUGCUCCAUGAGGAGGGAGUUGGUGCUUGAUUACAUUUUUUGUUCUUAUCUUCUCUUGUUAGUGCAUCUAGUUCUUAGGAUUAUUAUUUUCAGGUUUUGUUUGCUAGAGAUGUAAUUGAACUUCAUAUGUGGAGUAACAUUUGUCAUCAAUAUUUACUGGCUGAUCAAUGCUAUUAUUUGUAAAUCUUCUAAGUCAAACUUUAAAACUGAAUUGACGGCAAGUCAAUGCUAUUAUUUGACAUAUUGAAACUAAUUAUGUGUACAAUUAUUUGUUGUAAUUAUAGAUUAAUGGUUUUAUAUGUUGUGUACU
Molecule: messenger RNA, 1231 nt
Organism: Abrus precatorius (Indian licorice)
Lineage: Eukaryota; Viridiplantae; Streptophyta; Magnoliopsida; Fabales; Fabaceae
Product: ferritin-3, chloroplastic
Exons: 8
Coding region: 175-951 (258 amino acids)
Biological process (GO): intracellular iron ion homeostasis; iron ion transport
Cellular component (GO): cytoplasm
Molecular function (GO): ferrous iron binding; ferric iron binding
Source: RefSeq, a predicted model, not a curated record